Molecule: messenger RNA, 1074 nt
Organism: Coregonus clupeaformis (lake whitefish)
Lineage: Eukaryota; Metazoa; Chordata; Actinopteri; Salmoniformes; Salmonidae
Product: protein mono-ADP-ribosyltransferase PARP16-like
Exons: 7
Coding region: 82-1071 (329 amino acids)
Biological process (GO): endoplasmic reticulum unfolded protein response
Cellular component (GO): nuclear envelope; intracellular anatomical structure; endoplasmic reticulum tubular network
Molecular function (GO): NAD+ poly-ADP-ribosyltransferase activity; protein serine/threonine kinase activator activity; kinase binding
Source: RefSeq, a predicted model, not a curated record
UGGUACGUCUAGUCAUAAUUUUUUUUUUUUUUUGUCAUAACCUAACUAACUUGGCUACUUGUGUCUCAGUCAGUGUUGGGAAUGCAGCCACCACUCCCACCGGAUGCAGUCAGAGAGCUGGUGUGUUCCUGUCUUCACAGGGACCCAGUAGCCGCUGACCUGAGAUGCAGCCUGUUUGUGGCCGCUGCUCAGAACUACAAGAGGGACUCAGUGCUCAGACCCUACCCCCCCAGAUACAUCAGAGACACAGACACCAAGGACUUUGAUGAGCUGCUGUCAGAUGUGAGCAGUUUGCCUGGUGUGAGGGAGCUGGUGAGACUGAGACCUGGUGAAGCAGACCAUCAUCUGGCCCUCACACACUGGGUUCUCUCCUCCAAGAGCUUCGCUGUGAAGACACUACAGAAAGACGAGUAUGCCAAGCUGUGUAACCUGACUGAGAGUGAGGGGAUCUCCACGCCUGUUCCAGACUUCCUGUUUGAGCUGGAGUACUGUGACCAGAUGAACGCUAAGUUUGAGAAGACACGGGCGGGACGCGACCUCUUGUAUGCAUUCCACGGCAGCCGACUGGAGAACUUUCAUUCUAUCAUCCACAACGGACUACACUGCCACCUCAACAAGACGUCGUUGUUCGGUGAGGGCACCUACCUCACCAGUGACCUCGGCAUGGCGGUCCUCUACAGUCCCCAUGGCAACGGUUGGCGUGACAGUCUCCUGGGACCGUUGCUAAGCUGUGUCGCCAUGUGUGAGGUCAUCGACCACCCGGACGUUAAGUGCCAGGUGAAGAGAAAAGACUCAGAGACCAUUGAUCGCCAGCGCUCCAGAGCCAGGAACAGUGAAGGAGGAGAGGUUCCUCAGAAGUACUUUGUGGUCACCAACAAUCAGCUCCUCAGAGUCAAGUACCUGCUAGUGUACUCUCAGAGAAGACACCUGUCCAGACAUUCCCGGCGCAGGUCGUGGCCGGUCAGACAUCACUUUGCCAUCAUGAUGAGUCUGUACCUGCUGCUACUCAUCUUCAUCGGUGCCUUCAACUCUACCACAUUCCUCUCCUUCUGGAACCGGCUGUUCCGGUGACAU